CUCCGUGCCCCGCCCGGCUCGCUCACUCCCCGCCCCGCCUCGCCGGCCCAUCACGGCCCCUCCUGGUUCUGGCCUCUGCUGCCGCGCCCGUCUACCCUGACCAGGCCCCGCGGACGUGGAGCGAAGAGGUGGCAGCAAAUUACCAAAGAUGAGACUGACCUUAUCUGCACUUGAAACCUCUGAGAUUAUUUUCAAGCCUUUGGUAAUCCUAGAACUUGCCCGAGAUGUCAAAGAAGAGACCAAGAAGUGGUUGGAGAAAAAAAUUAAUGAUGAGAAGAAAAAUGGAGGUGCCCAGUUGCUGAUCAGACCCUUGGUGGAGAAGUGUGAAGAACAAACCUUGGAAAGUCAGAAUUUGUAUCUCAUUGGUGCCUCCCCGAUCAGGUUGUUGCUGGGUGCAGAGUCAGUGGGGUUAGUGAAGGAAUGCAAUGACGGCACCAUGAGAGUGUUCACCUAUGAAACCAGGCAGAACUUUAAAGGCUUCAGUGAUGAUAACCAUGACUUCCUUACAAUGGCUGAGUGUCAAUUUAUUAUCAAACACGAACUUGAAAAUCUUAGAGCCAGAGAUGAAAAAAUGAUCCCUGGAUACCCCCAGGCCAAGCUUUAUCCAGGAAAAUCGAUCUUGCGGAGAUUACUCACUUACGGCCUUGUGGCUCAGAUCUUCCCACUUCAUGAUAACGAGGCUCUGAAGAAGCUGGAGAGCUCUUGGUACAACCGAUUCAAGUGGAAGUAUCAGCCUUUGGACGCCAUCCGCAUGUACUUUGGAGAAACCAUCGCCCUUUACUUCGGCUUCUUGGAGUACUUCACUUUUGCCUUGAUCCCGAUGGCUGUCAUCGGGCUGCCCUACUAUGUGUUUGACUGGGAGGACUAUGACAAGUACGUGAUAUUCGCCUCCUUCAACCUGAUUUGGUCGACGGUGAUCUUGGAAGUCUGGAAGCGCGGCUGUGCCCUGAUGACCUACCGCUGGGGGACAUUGCUGAUGAAGCGGCAGUUUGAAGAGCCGCGGCCGGGCUUCCACGGCGUCCUGGGCGUCAACCCCGUCACCGGCCGUGAAGAGCCGCUGUACUCCAGCUUCAAGAGGCAGCUGCGGAUCUAUCUGGUCUCUUUGCCCUUUGUGUGCCUCUGCCUCUACUUCUCCCUUUACGUCAUGAUGAUUUACUUUGAUUUGGAGACGUGGGCUCAGGACGUGCACCGUGAGAGUAACUUUCCCGAGCUGACCAAUUUCCUGCUCUUCGUGCCCAGUAUCAUCUAUGCCAUCGUGAUUGAGAUCAUGAACCGCCUGUAUCGAUUCGCUGCAGAAUUUUUAACCUCCUGGGAGAAUCACAGGCUGGAGUCUGCCUAUCAAAAUCAUCUCGUUCUCAAGGUGCUGGUGUUCAACUUCCUAAACUGCUUCGCGUCGCUCUUCUACAUCGCUUUUGUGAUGAAGGAUAUGAAGCUUUUGCGACAGAGCUUGGCUACUCUGCUGAUCACUUCUCAGAUUCUGAACCAAAUUGUAGAAACCCUUCUUCCUUAUUGGCUCCAAAGGAGGUAUGGCUUACGGGUAAAGAAGAAGGUACAGGCGCUGAAAGCAGACGUGGAUAUUAGCCUGUAUGAGCAGAUCGUCCUGGAAAAAGAGAAGGGGACUUACCUGGGCACCUUUGAUGAUUACUUGGAGCUCUUCUUACAGUUUGGGUACGUGAGUCUCUUCUCAUGUGUCUACCCCUUAGCAGCGGCCUUUGCCGUUCUUAACAACUUCUCUGAAAUGAAUUCAGAUGCCUUAAAAAUGUGCAAGGUCUUCAAGCGGCCGUUUGCAGAGCCGUCAGCAAGCAUCGGUGUCUGGCAGUUGGCUUUUGAGACCAUGAGUGUUAUAUCAGUGGUGACCAACUGUGCGCUGAUUGGAAUGUCUCCACAAUUAAAUGCAGUUUUCCCAGAUUCAAAAACGGACCUUAUUCUGAUUGUGGUAGCCGUGGAGCACGCCCUUCUGGCGUUGAAGUUUGUCCUGGCGUUCGUCAUCCCUGAUAAGCCACGAGAGAUCCAGGUGAAGCUGGCCAAGCUGGAAUUUGAGUCUUUAGAAGCUCUCAAACAGCAGCACAUCAAACUGGUCGCUGAGUCGCUUAAGGAGGACGGGAAGGAAGAAGAGAAGAAGGCCCUUUAGGAGAGUCUGCCCACGAAUUCCUCUGGGGCCAUCACCAACGGUUACCUGAUUCUUGCAGAAUUGGCCCCUACAAUGGAACUCCCUAGGCCUCUACUCAGCUCUGUCUCAGAGGGCUGCCCCUGCCAGCCCACUCUAGCUUGGCGUGGGGUUUAACCAGCCUCCAGGCUCCGGCCAGCAUUUCUCUCCCCACAGGAUGCCCCCGAGCCCUCUCAGGACCACCCCCAGCUUCAGAAAUCACUGAGGUGACUGAAACCAGCAUCUAGCAAGCAGGUCUUCCUGCGCCUUUCCCUCCUGCACUGCUUUGGAGGAGGGGUCACUAUGCACCAGGGCCUGGCCCCACACUGGCUUCUCACUCCAUGUGGCCUGAUUUCUUUCCCUGCUGUUUCUGAUCAUCCAUUUUAUCUUACUCCAGAUCCACUGAUUUCACCCUUAGCCAGUCAAUGAACUUCCAACUCCACUCACUGUCCAUCGAGAUGCCUUGUGCUCUGUUGGCCCAGCGGAGCCCCUGGGAGCCCGUUUGGGCAGGUGGGAGUCUGCAGGACCGCAGGCUACUUAAUGAGAACAUCGGUCACUUGGUUUUCUAGUGGGCGACGCCCAACCUGGCCAAGGAGGAAUUAGGGUGGUGCCUCUUGCGAUACCUCACUGGUUCACCGCUGCAGUGCGUCCAUGGACUCUUACUGGUUAAAAUGAUAGUAACAGAACUAUUAAAGACAAAGAUGCAUGACUGUC
Dromiciops gliroides (monito del monte) is the source of this 2860-nucleotide messenger RNA. It is a transcript of the gene ANO10, whose product is annotated as anoctamin 10. Gene Ontology annotation, biological process: chloride transmembrane transport. Bases 149 to 2131 code for a protein of 660 amino acids. The record is from RefSeq and is a predicted model, not a curated record. Lineage: Eukaryota; Metazoa; Chordata; Mammalia; Microbiotheria; Microbiotheriidae. Gene Ontology annotation, molecular function: chloride channel activity. Gene Ontology annotation, cellular component: plasma membrane. The transcript has 13 exons.